UGUUUUAGCGCUUCUCAAAUCUCCAAUCCGUUUAGGUAAUUCAAUGACCAUCUUGUGAGGUAACUAUGCACAUCAAAGAGGUCAACAUCACUGGUUUCCGGAGCUAUCGAGAAGUCACGAGUAUUGACAGUUUCUCACCACAUCACAAUGUGAUCGUGGGUCGCAACGGUAGUGGGAAGUCCAACUUCUUUUUUGCUAUCCAGUUCGUGCUGAGCGAUGAGUUCAGCAGUCUUCGUUCUGAGCAAAGGAUGGGAGUCUUGCAUGAGGGAACAGGACCACGAAUCAAUACCGCUCGUGUGGAGAUUGUUUUCGAUAAUUCCGAUAGACGAAUCCCAGCUAUAGAGGCAACUGAGGUGCGAGUAGUCCGUCAAGUUGGACAGAAAAAAGAUCAGUACUACAUUGAUGGCAAGAUGGUCCCUCGUGCCGAGGCAAUCAAUCUUAUGGAAUCGGCUGGCUUUUCUCGAUCUAAUCCGUAUUACAUCGUGAAACAAGGAAAGAUCAACGAAUUAGCUACAGCGCCAGAUUCUCAUAGGCUGAAGCUUCUGCGUGAGGUAGCUGGUACGCGAGUGUACGACGAAAGAAAAGAGGAAAGCUUGAAGAUUCUCAAAGAAACGCAUAACAAAACCAAGAAGAUUGAGACGUUAUUGUCCUACAUUGACGAGCGACUGAAGACCUUGGAAGAAGAAAAAGAAGAUCUCAAAGAGUACCAGAAGUGGGAUAAAAUGAAGCGAUCCAUAGAGUACACCAUUUAUGAUACUGAAGCAAACGAGACUCGAAAGAAGUUGGAUAGGCUGCUGGAUCAAAGGGAAGAGCUUAGCACAAGGCAGAACAAGGUCAGUAGCGAACUUGGUGAAGUUCAAGCGCGAGGUGUCCGAGCAAGCGCGGAGCAGAGAAAGUUGGAAGCGCGAUUCAAAGGAAUGAAGGAGGAAAAGGAAGCACUUGUCGCUGAGCAAGCGGAAAGGUUUGAAAAGAAGGCUGAGCUGGAUUUGUUGAUCAACGAUCUCAGAGAGGACGUAGAAAAAGAAAAAAGUGGACGGAAUAGAGCAGAAGAUGUGCUCAAUCAGAUAAAAGCGGAGAUCCGCGAGAAAGAGGAGGAAUUGGAACGUAUAGUCCCAAAAUACCAGGAGCUUGUUGAGCUAGAAUCCGCUCUGUCGUCUGACAUACGAAUUGCUGAGACCAAAUCAAAAGAACUGUUUGCCAAACAGGGACACAAAGAUCAAUUCAAGUCGGCAGAAGAACGUGAUGCAUUUCUUCGGAGAGAAGUCCGCCAUAUAACCCGACAGAUCGGAGACACAGAAGAGCAGAUAACUGAUAUUGAGAAGAGCCUUGAAGAGGAGAAACGUGAAGAGGAACAGUUGACUGUGCAUGUGCAGGAAUUAGGCGUAGAGCUACAAGAAAACCAUAUCCGAAUGGAUAAAGCAAGCGGAGAACAUGGUCGACUGAAGCAGGAGUUCGACAAAGCAAUGGUUGCUCAAUUAGAUGCAACUCGUGAGGAAAAAGCAGUGCGGGAGCAGUUAGCUACAGUAAAUGCCGAGCUUGCUCAAAUGGAGCAGCAAAUGCGUUACCUGGCUCCAAGGUCUAUAACGAACGGCGUUGAAGGAGUCAGACGUAUCGUUCAAUGGUAUCGUGACAAUAACAUCGAUGGUCGCCAUGAUGAUGUUGUAAACGGCUACCAUGGACUAUUACUGGACCUCAUUGACUGCGAUCCUGUCUAUUUCCAAGCCGUAGAGAUCACUGCUGGUUCUCGCUUGUUGUUUCAUGUUGUUUCCGAUGAUAGAGUCGCACUGAAAAUCAUGAGGCAAUUCAAUCAGCAAAAUCUUCCUGGUGAAUGCAACUUCUUCCCUGUAAAUAGGAUUGUUGCACCUCCUCGCAAAGAAUAUCAGGAUGCGGAUGGUCGAGCUAUUCUCGAUGUUUUCGACUACGAUGAAUAUUAUGAUGCGGUUUUCCGCAACGUUUUCGCUGGCACUGCUAUUGUUCGUGAUCUGCAUCUCGGUGCUCGUUUUGCGAGAAGUGAGGGUUUUGACUGUGUGACUCUCGAGGGCGAUCAGGUUUCCCGUCGAGGUGCUCUCACCGGUGGUUACAUUGACACAAAAAGGUCGAAACUGGAACUACAUAAAAGUAUUCGUGGUCAGCAAAUGAAUAGGGAUCAGCUACAAACUACGAUUGGUGAGAUUCAGCGCAAAGUGAAUGACAAAAUGACUGCUGUUGAAAAAAUACAGAUGGAGAUUGAUAAGGCAGACAAUGAUAUGCGCGUAUACAAACAGCAGCAUCGAAAUCUCACGGAAAAGAAACGCUAUGCAAGUGAACAGCUACAUGCGAUGGGUAGAAAUCGUGAGCCAAAGAAGGCUCAACUCCUAAAUUUGCGGAAUCGAGUGCGCGAGUUGAGCGCCCAGUUGGAAGGGUAUGAGGGUCAGAUUGGGUCUGAUUUUCAUUCUCAGCUCAGUAGGAACGAACAGGCUGAAUGUGAGAGACUGCAGAAAGAUAUCCUUGACAAGAAGCAUAGACUGGAUCAAGUGUCUAAAGAGCGUAGUGUUCUUGAGACUACGAAACAGAAGCUCGAGAAUCAGCUGACGACAAAUUUGCUUCGCAAGCGCGACAGUUUGACUGCGAAAAUCAGUGACAUUGCUGUGGAUGAAAAACGUCACAAUCUGCAGGCUGAAUCAGCUGAGUUGAAUUCGGUUAUACAAAGACUGAACGAAAUUGUUCGUCGCAUCGCAGAGUUGGAUGAGUGUCUCAUGGAGUACGAUGAAAGCGCAGAAAAACUGAAUAGAGAGUUAGAGGAUGUGCAGGAGCAACAAAAAGAUUUGGAGGCUCAGCUCGCUGACUUUUCCAAGCAAGCUGACAUAAUCUUCACGAAACAAAGCACGCUACAGUCAAAACGAGAAGAGAGUAUCAAAAAGAUUCGUGAGCUUGGAUCACUACCAACAGAUGCGUUCUCCAAAUACCAAGGAUUGUCUGCAAAACAACUGGAUAAGAAGUUAGCAGAGUGCAUGCAAGAGCUGAAGAAAUACGAAAAUGUUAACAAAAAGGCUUUGGAUCAAUUUGUACAAGCUGCUUCGCAAAAGGAAGAUCUUACGAAACGAAUGGAGGAGCAGCAGAAAAGUCAAAAGUCCAUCGAAGAUCUUCUGCAAGUUCUGGAUACAAGGAAGUAUGAAGCGAUCCAGCUUACUUUCAAACAGGUCUCAAAGAAUUUUGCCGAAGUGUUCCAAAAAUUGGUGCCAAAUGGAAGCGGAUCUCUGGUGAUACAAACGAAGAAUAAAGAUGACACCUUUGAUGCUUCUCAACCUGACCAAGAUCUUCAUUUGGUGGAGAAUUUUGUGGGAGUCGGAAUUAAGGUCUCAUUCAAUGGAGCUUCUGAAACUAGAGAAAUGGAGCAGCUUUCUGGUGGACAGAAAUCUUUGGUUGCCCUUGCCCUUAUCUUCGCCAUCCAGAAAUGUGACCCGGCACCUUUUUAUUUGUUUGACGAAAUCGAUGCUGCUCUAGAUGCGCAACAUAGAAAGGCAGUUGCUGACAUGAUUCAUGAACUUGCGGAGAAUGCACAGUUUAUCACUACCACUUUCCGGCCAGAGCUGCUUGAGUCAGCGGAGAAGUAUUAUGGUGUGAAGUUUAGAAAUAAGGUUUCGCAUAUUGAUGUUGUCACCAAGGAACAAGCAUAUGACUUUGUGGAAGAUGACACUACACAUGGAUAGCAGAGGAAAGUGUUGUUUUUCCGGAUACUGUAUAUGAUCUCGGACUAAUGUAAAUUCAUAGGUGGCAAACCUGGUCCCUGUGCUAUUCCUACGUUUUCUACCUAACUCUGUUUUCUAUCACUCCACUGUGUCUUGUAAAUUUCCUACAUACCGCAUGAUGACUACCAACUGUACAUUCGAUCUCUUAUCAUUAAAUCUGUAAUGAUGGAAAAUAUGUGCGUGUAAUGAUCACAAGGGACAUAUUCGUAAUUUGCAACGAAACAUUCACGAC
This is a messenger RNA of Cylicocyclus nassatus, 3960 nucleotides long. Lineage: Eukaryota; Metazoa; Nematoda; Chromadorea; Rhabditida; Strongylidae. The record is from the annotation of a GenBank genome assembly.